GUCGUUAGCGGAAUGUCAUGGUCUCACAGUGACCUCCAGUAUCAGAAAUGAGUCAGCAGACUUUGGCAUAACAGGUCAAAAGAGGUCGCUGGCAGCGUGUGUGUUAAAACCCACGGCGUGCCCCUACAGCGCCAUACUUCACCUUGCCUUAGGAGGUAGAAGCAGAGUUUUAGACACCAUGCUGUUUGUCCUAGCGAUUAUUUCGAUCUACGCGUCUGCUGCUUUGGCAGACAGCGCGUGCCAUAGUUACAAAGCUGGCUCCACCUGUCAGACCGACAGCCUGUACUGUAGCGGAAGUUACGUCAGUGGAAAGUGUUUGGGGGCUACCAACAGGAGGUGCUGCGUGCCCGGAUCUGGUGACAGUGCAUGCACCAGCCAGGGGGGCACUUGCAAGUACGACUCCAACUCGUGCAGUGGUUCUUAUAAGUCCGGGCUGUGUGCUGGACCAACCGCCAGACGCUGCUGCGUUUCAGGAAGCGGAAGCGGCUGGGUUGACAACAAUGGAUACAAGGUGUCAGAUGCUGAUGUCAACAGCAAGCUUCAGAAAAUUGCCAACUUGUACGGAAAAAGAGUCUGGUUGACAAGUGGCGAUCGCCCAUAUCAAUCCAAUACUGCAUCUCAUCAUUAUGUUAAACGAGCUGCUGACUUCUGGAUCGACGGAGAGAGUUCUGGUCAGGCUAUCUGGAGCAGGCUGAAGUCAAGCGGCAUUCUGGCCAGAGACUACCAGGUGAUCUGGCACGGCUCCCGCACCUGUACUGGAGGAGAACACAUCCACAUAGGUCGUUAUGGGGACAACAGGAGCACGUGCUGGGUUAUAGAGGGUACCUCGUCCGCCAACUACUGCCAGUACCAUUGUCAGUGAUGCCCAAGGACAGCGAUGGCCAAGUUGUAAAGGAGGUGAUGGAGAUGCUGAUGGAUUUUGAAUGGCCUAUAUUGUGAAUUCAAUGAUAUUGGAAAAUAAAAAAGAAUGUA
Molecule: messenger RNA, 972 nt
Organism: Lingula anatina
Lineage: Eukaryota; Metazoa; Brachiopoda; Lingulata; Lingulida; Lingulidae
Source: RefSeq, a predicted model, not a curated record